Messenger RNA from Dovyalis caffra, 1377 nucleotides. Lineage: Eukaryota; Viridiplantae; Streptophyta; Magnoliopsida; Malpighiales; Salicaceae. The record is from the annotation of a GenBank genome assembly.
AUGUUAACCCUUGCAUCUACAAUCCAUUCCUUGAGACCUCCACCAUGUGCGAUCGGUUCAUAUGGCUGUGAAACCCCAUCAAAGCUUCAAUAUGGAGUACUGUACCUGGCAUUAGCAUUAGUUUCAUUAGGAGUUGGAGGCACACGCUUCACGAUUGCAACAAUGGGAGCAGAUCAAUUUGAUAAGCCAAAUAAUCAAGGAACAUUCUUCAGUUGGUAUUUUUUCACCUUGUACCUUGGCAUCGCCAUAAGCUCCACUGUUAUCGUCUAUAUUCAGGACAGUGUGAGCUGGGGAUUAGGAUUUGGCAUUUGUGUUAUUGCUAAUGCCAUUGGCUUAGCUGUGUUUUUGUUCGGAAAACAGUUUUAUCGGCAUGUUAAGCCGAAGGGAAGUCCUUUCGUGAGUACUGCACGUGUAGUUGUUGCUGCAAUUCGAAAAAGAAGGAUAUUGGAAACUUUUCAAAGCCAGCAGGAUUAUUAUCAUGGUCGUGGAGACACUAUUGGGGCAGUUGGCUGUCCAACUGAAAGUUUCAGAUUUUUGAAUUGUGCAGCACUAAAAAUGGAAGGCGACAAGCUACCGGAUGGCUCGUAUACAAAGUCUUGGUGGCUAUGUACAGUGGAGGAAGUUGAGGAUCUCAAAACCCUGAUCAAAAUCCUGCCACUAUGGUCUAGCGGCAUCUUUUUGAGUACUCCUAUAGCUAUGAUUAACAGCCUAAUAGUCCUCCAAGCCCUAACCAUGGACAGACACCUUGGACCAAACUUCAAAAUCCCAGCUGGGUCAUUCCUGGUUUUUACCCUAUUUGCCUCAGCCAUCUCAAUCUUCAUCAUCGAUCGCUUCUUACUUCCCAUGUGGCAAAAUCUGACCCAUGGAUCUUUGACACCCCUUCAACGCAUAGGAAUUGGACACGUUAUUAACAUUUUUGCUAUGGUAGCAUCAGCCCUGAUAGAAUCAAAGAGGCUCCAUGUGGUUAGAACCCAUCACCUCACUGGUAAGCCAAACCAUCUAGUCCUGCCCAUGUCAGGUAUGUGGCUUGUUGUGCCACUAUCCAUUGUAGGGAUUGGGGAAGGGUUUCACUUUCCCGGACAAGUUGCUUUGUUUUACCAAGAAUUUCCAAAGUCACUAAGAAGCACUUCAACGGCUAUGAUAUCAUUGCUAAUUGCAAUUGGAUAUUAUCUAAGCACUGGAAUCACAGAUUUGGUACGUCGGUCCACGGGAUGGUUGCCUGACAACAUCAAUGAUGGGAGAUUAGAUUGUGUAUUUUGGAUGUUGGCAGUGAUAGGAGGGUUGAACUUUGGGUAUUAUAUAACAUGUGCCAAGUUAUUCAAUUACCAAAAUGUUGAGAAGCAUGUCGAUCAGGCUACUGAUCUUGUUGGUACCUGA